This is a messenger RNA of Syngnathus typhle (broad-nosed pipefish), 3006 nucleotides long. Its product is annotated as arachidonate 12-lipoxygenase, 12R-type-like. Bases 470 to 2470 code for a protein of 666 amino acids. NCBI's taxonomy places the organism in Eukaryota, Metazoa, Chordata, Actinopteri, Syngnathiformes, Syngnathidae. The transcript has 14 exons. Gene Ontology annotation, biological process: lipid oxidation; linoleic acid metabolic process. The record is from RefSeq and is a predicted model, not a curated record. Gene Ontology annotation, molecular function: oxidoreductase activity, acting on single donors with incorporation of molecular oxygen, incorporation of two atoms of oxygen; iron ion binding; protein binding.
GUAUAUUGUGUACUAUUUCUUGUCACCGUGGGAUAGCGGGAACGUAAUUUCGAUCUCUUUGUGUGUCUUGGCAUGUGAAGAAAUUGACAAUAAAGAGGACUUUGACUUUGAUAAAGCACUUUACAUGAAUUAAACGUACGUUAAAAGCCGACAAAACAAUACCAUUCAAAACGUCAGAGAAAAACAAUGAAAGCAGAACCAGAGAGAUGCAAUUAUUUUACAACUUACAAUAUAUACACAUAAAUCAGACUUCAAUGCGAAAGGUCUCAUCUUUCAUGUGAGAUCUGCAGUUGUGAUUAGAUCUGACGUCGCUAAUACACGUCUGACAUUCCUUAAAGCUGCUGCAGGUACUGCCCGCAAAUUAGCAUACACCGCACAGGUAUAUAAAAACCUGGCGUGGCAGAUUGCGUCCGACUGGGAGAAGAACCGUGUUACCGUUAUUAGGAUUCCUCAUCAUUCCGGAAUAACAAUGGUGGAUUACGAAGUGACCGUCUACACUGGUGAUCGAGUUCACGCCACCACCAUUAACCCGGUGCACAUUAAGUUAGUGGGCACAGAAGGCGAGAGUGCCCGCACGUGGCUGAGGUCUUUGGUCAUCUUCAGAGGAGCGGUCGCAACCUAUACUGUUUCCUGCCCAAAGUCCCUUGGACAACUGGUUCUGAUAGAACUAGACAAGCGACAAUUCUUCAUUUUGCCUGGUGACGCUUGGUUUCCUGACAGGGUGGAAAUCAUAUCACCUGAGAAAACCAUCUACACCUUUCCCAUCCACUGCUGGAUCUGUGACAGCGAGACUCACCGCUACAGAGAGGGCAAAGCUCUGAGGAUCUUUGACGAAAGCAACUCUCUUGGCCAGUACGCCAGACAGCAGGAGCUGAGUCAGCGAAGUGUAGACUACGCCUGGGAAUUCUAUGGCCCAGGUAUGCCCGACACCAUAAAGGCAGAUGGUGCAAUGACUUUGCCAGAUGAAGUCCAGUUCUCCUUCACCAAAACGACAGAGUUUGCAUUCACAGCGGCCACAGGGUUGGUUGAGCUUCAGCUAAAAGGGCUUGUUGACAACCAGGAAAAUUGGAAAACUCUUGACGAUAUCAACGACGUGUUCCGUAACAAAGACACGCCCUUAUCAGACUAUGUGCAGGAACACUGGACGGAGGACUGGUUAUUUGCAUACCAGUUUCUAAAUGGGGUCAAUCCCACCUUGAUUCAACGUUGCAAAACUCUACUUGAGAAGUUCCCUGUGACUGAUGACAUGGUCUUCAUCCCCGGUGGUUCAAACUUGUCAAAUGAGUUGAAGAAAGGCAACAUAUACCUUUGCGACUACAAGAACCUGGACGGAAUACCAGCAAACACAGUCCAAGGGAAGCAGCAGUAUUUGACCGCUCCUCUUGUCCUGCUUCACAAAAGACCAGACGACAAGCUGAUGCCUAUUGCCAUUCAGCUGAAGCAGACUCCAUCUAAGGACAACCCCAUCUUUCUCCCAACUGACUCUGAAUAUGACUGGCUGACGGCUAAGAUUUUUGUGAGAAGUGCCGAUUUCUCAGAGCACCAGCUCAACGCUCACUUGCUGCGCACCCACCUGCUGGCGGAGGUUUUUGCCGUGUCACUGCUACGCAACCUGCCCAUGGUGCAUCCAAUCUACAAGCUCCUCAUACCCCACACUCGAUACACUCUGCAGAUCAAUGAAUUAGCUCGGGAACGGCUCAUAGGACCCACUGGAGUCUUCACUCUGUUUGCAGCUUCUGGUGGAGAGGCUUUGUCAAAGAUCUUGGCAAGAUCGCUGUCCUCCAUCACCUACAGGUCCCUUUGCAUCCCCGACGACAUUGCUGACCGUGACUUGCGGGACCUGCCAAACUUCUACUACAGAGAUGAUGGACUCCAACUGUGGAACAUCAUCUUUGAAUAUGUGCAGCGAGUGAUAAAAUACUACUACAAAAGCAAUGACGAGGUUCAGCGAGACUCAGAACUGCAGACUUGGAUUGGGGACAUUUUUAAACACGGAUUCCUUUCCCAGCUACAAACAGGAAUCCCUCAAAAUUUUACCACUGUGUCUGAACUGAUCAAGUUUGCCACCAUGGUGAUGUUCACUUGCUCGUGCCAACACGCAGCUGUGAACAGCGGGCAGUACGACUAUGGUGGCUGGAUGCCCAACACCCCUGCCACCCUGCAGCGUGCUCCCCCGACCAAAAAAGGGACGACUAGCAAGAGCACAAUCCUCGAGACCUUGCCCCCUAUCAACGUGACUGCUCAGGGAAUGUCCACAGUGUGGCUGCUCAGCAGGCAGUCCUCCGACUUUGUCCCACUCGGACAUUACCUCGAGUACCAUUACACCGAAAAGACUGUCCGCCAGUUGCAAAAAGAUUUCAAAAGCAAUCUUGACAAGUUGUCGAUCACGAUCAACAACAGAAACAAAGGUCUGGAAAUCCCGUACACUUACUUGGAUCCAAAGAAUGUCGAAAACAGUGUGGCCAUCUAAACAUCGGAAAGCCAGGCACAAUCAAACGGUAUCACACCAUGAAUCGCAAACGCUUGAUGUUGAGAUGUUCAUAAAAUUAAAGUGUGGUUCAUUUUGCCGAUGUCUUGUUUAUGGUUUGAGGCCAGCAAACUUUAUGAUUUUGGAGCUGCAAAACGGGCUGGAUAUGAAAAUGUGUCCGUCAAAUAUAUUUUGGAGGGGAUGCUGCUCAGUGUCAAAAAUGUGUCAAACCCUGAAAAUAUUCAGCUUUGUACGUAUGUGUGAUGUUUAUAUAUAAUAGAAUCAAGACAUCUGAUUAUUGAGCAAAAUCAGUUUUUCCGUGACAACACUUGGAGUUCAUUACUAGUCAUACUUUCUAAUAAAUUUGAAAAUAAUAUAAACCAAACUCAACAAAGCAAAUGUAUAAAUGAUGCCAAUUAAGUUGUCCCUUAAGUUUUUGGUCAAUGCUUUGUUCUUGUUUGUGCGUACCGCCUACACUCAUGCAAUGCAAAAAUAAUAGGACAGCUUCCAAAAUAAAAGCACCGGAAGACACUCUCAAA